GAGAUGAUGUGGAUGGGAGGGUGAGGUAAAACACAGUCCUGAAGACAGAUGAAGUGAGAGAACAAAGGUAAUGGAGAAGGUGCACAGUGUGAUGUUACGUGAGGCUGCAGAUGCACAGUGAAGAGGGGGGGAAGAGAUGCAACAGCGGAGCACGCUGUGUGCUAACAGGCAGAGACACAGUAGUUUCAUGCAACUAACAUUGUAAGAGUAAUCAGGCCACCAUGCUGCCCUGGAGGAUGGCCAUUGUUGGUCUUUUCUACUGCUGCAUCAAAACAGGUGUCACGCAACGUCAGACUAAAGCCCUAUUCCCAGCUGCAAGCAGAAUAAAAAGAGUGGUGAACCCCACUUUCCACAACUCCUUUGACGAUGCUCGUCUAUUAUUUGAGAUCCUUCUGGCUGGACACUUCGAGGACAGUGGAGAGUUUUUGGUGCAAGAUGCUGAACUGGCUUCCCUCCGCAAGACAAGAAACCUGCGAGUCAUCUGUGAAGAGAUCAUUCCCAGGAAGCUAACAGACAUAUUUAGGCUCAUUUCUGACCUAAAUAAUCAUAAUGGCCACCUGCAUCAGGAUGAUUUUGAGCGUACCCUGUUGACCUUGGUAUAUACCGCACAGCAGAUGGUCAACGCCACUGCUGAAAAGCAACAAGAAGUGUGGGAAGAGUCUUUUGUUAGUUUGUACAAAGCCAUCAAGCAGGAUCUGAUUGGCACAAAUUAAUAAACGGAUAUGAUGACAGGCUAUGAGGAACCUGAGAGAGAAGUCCUGUUGAAACUGUUGCCACAAAUAGAUAAAGUGCAUGAACGGAAAAUAACAUAAUUAUUAAAAUAUUUGCUGUUACAACAUAGUUAAUUCAAUCAUGAGGUAAUGUGUAUACAUAUAUAUGAAACUAUACAUUGGAUUAAUAUAUGAAAUACAAUGAACAUCACAAAUCUUACAUUCACAUGUCUUUUCAGUGUUCACUAGUACCUGAUUGUGACUGCAUUCCAGACUGAUACAAUCAAAGGAAACAAAUAAAAUUACAUGCUUUAAUCCAAA
Molecule: messenger RNA, 1031 nt
Organism: Larimichthys crocea (large yellow croaker)
Lineage: Eukaryota; Metazoa; Chordata; Actinopteri; Sciaenidae
Product: protein FAM180A
Exons: 3
Coding region: 222-713 (163 amino acids)
Source: RefSeq, a predicted model, not a curated record